AACAGCUCUGGCUUUCACAUGUCAGCUCUUCCCUUCUCGCCUUUCAACGCUCCUCUGCUCUCCGCCUGUAGCUCCUGCUCUUACCGGAUAUUUGGUCGACGUUUCCCCUCAUUCGGCUCGAUUUGAACCCGUUUCACCGACUCUAGAAUGACUUGCCUCGUUUUGAGACUUUCGUCAGCUCCAUAAUCGAUCCAAAGUGAACGCCUGUUGCUGCGGGGUUACGGGCAUUAUCUUUAAAUGGCAUGAAACGAAGCGGCUUUUUCCUCUGGUUUCACAAAGGAGCGCCGGUUUCCUCAGGUGUCAGCAGGCUGUCCUCGGAGUCCGGUCACAUCGCCGUGCCCCGAGCUGCGACAACACCCGGUUAGAAGCCUUUAAAUCCUCGGUGAAGGCGGGAGGGGAAACCCAGCGAGGCCAGUAGCAUUACCAUGGCGAGCGACGACUGCGGUAAAGAUGAUGUGCUGGAGGAUAACCGCACGGACUCGGGCAUCGACUCGUACCGCUCCAUAUUGAAGUCAGAGGAGCCCCGUGAGCCGAGCUCCGACUUCAGCGGGCCGAGAGACAAGUUCUCUGCCGGGGAGGAGCGCCUGGACUCUGCCUAUGGCUCCUCGUCCAUCACGGUGGAGAGUCUGUCGGAGAUAGUGGAGCACUGCACGCUUUCCGCCUUAAAUGAGGAGCCAGCACAGAUCUGUGAACUCUCUGAACACGAGGAGAACUUGCUCACAACUAUUACAGAGGAAGGAGACACAAUCCUGCACUUGGCAAUUAUCCAUGAAGAUAAAUUCGUUGCUCAAGAGUUAAUACAGCUAUUUCCAAAAGAAGUUCUGGACAUCCAAAACAAUUUAUACCAGAGCCCUUUGCACUUGGCCACCUACCUGAACUUGACAGAUAUGGUUAAAGGCCUGGUGGAGAAAGGUGCCAACCUGGAGCUGCAGGACCAGGAUGGGAACACAGCGCUCCAUGUGGCUUGCCACCAUGGUCAGACAGAGUGCGCCACAGAGAUGACCAGAGACAUUUCUUCUAGCAGGCUAGUGCCGGUCUUCGAGACCCAGAAUUGGAGAGGUCUUACCUGUCUUCACUUGGCUGCACUGAACAAGCAACAUCAAAUUAUGAAGCUUCUGAUGAAAAAGGGAGCAAACCUGAACAUCCAGGAAGGAACCAGUGGCAAAACAGCUCUUCACCUUGCCGUUGAGCUACAUGACAUGACAUCAGUGAAGCUGCUGCUCGGCAGGGGGGCCAAUGUUGAUGCUGCCAUGUUUAAUGGCUGCACACCCCUGCACCUCGCUGUGGGCAGACAGGACGCUGCCAUUGCUAACCUCCUCUGCCAGUCUGGCGCUGACACAAUGCUGCGAAACAUGGAGGACGAGACGGCGCUUGAUUUGGCUGAUGGCAAUGAUGACAUUCUGGCUCUGUUUCCUUUUGAUGACAUCCAGAUCUCUGGAAGGUCGGUGGUUGGCAUGAAGUUUUGAGCUGAAUCAUAGAUGAAACAACGCCCUUUACAUUUUCUGGAGCCUUGCUGCAGCUAGAAUUUUGAAUUUAAAAAGCUGUAUUUGAGCUGAAUAUUAAUGAAAUAGUGCCUCUACUUGUAAUAUAAUCUUGAUCCAGGCAAUUAUAUGCACCGUUUAAAUUCUACUUCCUUCUAGGAAACUGAGUGAUCCUGCUUAAUUGAACACUGUUGAAGAAAAUAUGUUUCUCAGUCACUUUUUCAGUUAUUUUGCUUCUUUUCGUGUGCCUCAGGAGGGAAUGUACUCAACUACAAAACCCACCUAACUGUGAGCGGCAAAGUUUCUAUCACUUGUCCAGAGAAAAAAAAAAACUACCUCCUUAACAUAUUUGCCUUGUUUGGUUGGCUACGGCUACAGAUGGAACAUGGAAACUGCAUUGUUUCACAGCUUCUCAAACUGUAUCACUGCUAUGAUUGCCUUUGUGUCGUAAUGAAAGUACAAUUUUUUAAAUUUGGCCUUUUCAUGUAGGGUGUAGCAAGACUGAGGAAUGCGAACACACACUGAGAAAAAUGAAUUUUCCAUUUACUAAAUGAAAAUGUAAAUCUACAAAGACAAACUAAUCAUAACCCAGCUUUUGUUAGGAAUAACUGGUAGCCCAUUAAAAAUGUAAUAUAUACCACAUAAUGCAGCUUCAUCUUUUUGAUUUUUAGGUUUGCUGCUUCAUGUUGUGAAACAAUUUGCUCAAUCUUAUCUUUCAUCUGCAGAAAACUGUUACUGUUCUUUUGUGUGUAAUUACAUUGGCCUUUCUAGUCAACAUAAGCAGUUCUUUUAUUUUGUAAUAAAAAUGAUAAAAUCA
This is a messenger RNA of Acanthochromis polyacanthus (spiny chromis), 2298 nucleotides long. RefSeq names its product nuclear factor of kappa light polypeptide gene enhancer in B-cells inhibitor, epsilon (gene nfkbie). The record is from RefSeq and is a predicted model, not a curated record. Lineage: Eukaryota; Metazoa; Chordata; Actinopteri; Pomacentridae. Gene Ontology annotation, molecular function: protein binding. The coding region runs from base 426 to 1466 and encodes 346 amino acids. The transcript has 6 exons.